AUGGGUGAUUUUGUACCCCGUUUUGAACAAAGAGAGGGAGAUGCUCGUAGCUUAGGACCCUCCAGACUUCCAACAACUGGUGCUAUACCUAUCAAAAAUGAGAAAGGACAAAUGGUUAUGCAAAAAGUUAAAGUUCAUAGAUAUGUUGCUGGAAAAACUCCCGAAUUCGCGCGGAAUGCAAGAUCAGAUUCAGAAGAUGAGGAAGAAAGACAAGAAAAACAUAAUGAACACAGAGAUCGUGAUCGUGAGAAAAGAAGAAAUGACGAUGACAGGCGUCGUCAUAGGCACAGAGAUGAUGAUCGACAUCAUCGAAGAGAAGAAAGAAGAAUUGAGGAACCCGAGGUGAUGGGUAAAGAACCUGAAGUCGAAGAAACAGAAGAAGACAUUGAAGAAAGAAGACAAAGAGCAAGGAUGCGGAGAUUAGAGCUUCAAGAAGAGCAAGAAGCUCUCAAAGUGGAAGAGGAAGAUGGAAGUGAUGAAGAAAGUUACGAGAGACGACGACAAAUGCUCAGAGAGAAGGCAAGGUUACGAGAAGAGGAAAUGAAGAAGGAAAUAAAAGAAGAAGUUGUCGAAGAAGAAGACGAGGAAGAUGAAGAUGAAGAAACAAGUGAGGAAGAAACUUCGAGUGACGAUGAAGAAGAUGACGCUUUACCUCGAUUAAAACCUGUAUUCGUUCGAAAAAAGGACAGGAUAACCUUGCAGGAGAUGGAAAAACAAAAAUUGUAUGAAGAAGAACGUAAAAAGGAAGAUGCGAAAAAGCUUGAGGAUAGAAAAAAGGAUUCUGUUCUGCUAGUUCAACAAGUCCUGAAAGACGAGGAGGAAACUGAAAAACGCAAAAAGGAAGAUAAUUUGAAGCUUGAGUCCGUAAACACGGAUGAUGAGAGUGAAAAUAUAGCUUAUGAAGCUUGGAAAAUUAGAGAAAUGAAAAGGAUCAAGCGGAACAGAGAAGAGCGAGAGGCGAUGGCUAAGGAGAAAGCAGAAUUAGAAAAAAUUCAUAAUAUGACUGAAGAGGAACGUCAGAAGUAUUUAGCGGCAAAUCCUAAGAUCAUCACUAAUCAGCAAGAGAAAGGAAAGUACAAGUUUUUACAAAAGUACUACCAUAGAGGAGCUUUCUUCUUGGACGAAGAUGAUGAGCUUUUCAAAAGAAACUAUGCGGAAGCCACAAAUGAUGAUGUCUUUGACAAAGCUGUAUUGCCUAAGGUCAUGCAGGUUAAAAACUUUGGAAAAGCUUCUCGUUCUAAAUAUACACAUUUAACCGCUGAAGACACCACCGAUCAUCAGGGUGUUUGGGCAUCAACCAAUGCUAUGAAUGUACAGUUCUUUAAUAAGAAAGCUGGUGGAGCCAAGGCUGGGUUCGACAGACCUGCAGCUAAAAAAAGAAAAAUUCUCUGA
Auanema sp. JU1783 is the source of this 1392-nucleotide messenger RNA. The record is from the annotation of a GenBank genome assembly. Lineage: Eukaryota; Metazoa; Nematoda; Chromadorea; Rhabditida; Rhabditidae.